GUUGCUAAAAUCAUCUUUUAUAUCAUGUAAUGGUCCAACAACACUUUCUGAUGGCAGAAUUAAAAAAAAUCUAUACAUGUCAUUGCUCAGGAAAUUAUGUUCCAAAAGGAUGUGGGAAACGUCAAAUAAAAUCACAGGGAUCUUGCAAAAGUGGAAAGAUACGUCUUGCUUCUAUUGAGGUGUUUAUUAGAUCAAAUUCAAUAGUAGUUAAAUACCAUAAAAACCACUGUGGACACAAUCUCAGUCUUGCACACAUCCAUUUGUCUGAUAGUGAAAAAGCAGUUAUUGCAGUAGUUAAAUACCAUAAAAACCACUGUGGACACAAUCUCAGUCUUGCACACAUCCAUUUGUCUGAUAGUGAAAAAGCAGUUAUUGCAGAAUGGUGUGUCACCCUGCAGAGAAUCUUAGAUGAUAUUCGUGAUUCUGCAAGUAAUGAACUUACCCGCAUUCAUCUUGUGACAAGAAAAGAUUUGCAAAAUAUCAAGUUUGCAUACAACAUUCAGGAAAAGAAGAAAUAUCAUCCUGAAGAUAAGAUCAGUGUGCAGCUAUGGGUGGAUAAAAUGAAAACAUUAGAACAGUCUCCAGUUUUAUAUUUUAAACAGCAAGGGUGUAAAGUACUAUAUUUUAUCUUAUCGCUCUACAACAAUUCUUGUACCGGAAAGAGCCGUUACCUAACGGGUACUUUACGCGGAUUUGUGUUUAUUGUUGCCAGGCCUGGACUGUUUGUGUGCACCGGAGUAAAUUGGGAAGUUGAUGCUCAACAGAAACUUGGCAAAGAAGAUUUUAUUUUGAUAAUCAUGUUACCAAUACAACAAGAAUUAUUAAAGAUGCUAGGACAGCAGAUGAUCUGUGUGGACUUCACUCAUGGCACUACUGCAUAUGAUUUUUAUGUUAGUACUAUAUUAACAGUUGAUGAAUUUGGAAGUGGUCUACCAUGUGCAUACUGCUUAAGCAAUCGAAUAGACACAACCACGUAUUCUUUGUUUUUUGCUGCUGUCAGAGAAAAGCUUGGAAAACUGGAAACCAUUGUUUUUAUGUCUGAUGAUGCAUCUGCAAUUUACAAUGCAUGGAAAGAUAUUAUGGUUCCAGCUACACAUCAGUUAUUGUGCACAUGGCAUGUAGAUAGUGCCUGGCGUAAAAAAGUUAUCUCAUCUUUCCCUGAUAAGGUUACACAAGCACUUAUAUACAAGAUGCUACGAGUUCUUCUUGAAGAACCAAAUCCAGAAAAAUUUGAAAAUCUGAUAAAGGAAUUCAUUCAAUCAUUAAACAAAAAAGAAACUGAAGAAUUUCAAAAGUAUUUUGUUCAUACUUAUGCUUCCCAUUUUAAAGUGUGGGCAUACUGUUAUAGAAAGGGUCUUGGCAUAAACACAAACAUGUAUUUGGAGGCCAUGCAUAGAGUUUUAAAACAUUGUUAUUUGGAAGGUAAAGUGAACAAGAGGGUGGACCAUUGUAUUGAUGUGUUGUUAAAGAUGACUCGUGACAAAUUGUUUGAACGCAUCAUAAAGAUGUGCAAGGGGACUAUUUCACACAGGCAAGCAAAAAUACAUAAAAGUUACAAAGAAAGUGAAGCAAUAGCAUUUUGUGAUAUUACCAACGUCAUUGACAGUAUACAAUGGCAAGUAAAAUCACAAAGCAUAACAAAUUGUAUAUAUGUGGUGGAAAAAAAAAAUGAGAACAUUGAAGAUCAUACUAGAUGCAAGUUGUUAUGUAACAUAUGCAAUGUGUGCGUGCAUAUGUAUUCAUGUACAUGUCUGGAUUACGAAGUGAGUUUAAACAUGUGUAAGCACAUCCAUGCAGUAAUCAAAACAGAAAAAGAAACCUCUAACAGGAAUGCAGCAAAUGAAUUAUCUUGUGACAUUUUGGCUGAUGAUCCAAAUACACUUUUUAAGAGUGUAGAAAAUUACCGUGUAUGCAUAAGUAAGGAAACUAAAACUAUUGAUCAAUCAUCUGAAUAUUGUGAAUUGGAAAAAACUUAAAUGCAGU
Messenger RNA from Centruroides sculpturatus (bark scorpion), 1983 nucleotides. RefSeq lists its product as uncharacterized. The coding region runs from base 30 to 1976 and encodes 648 amino acids. The transcript is spliced from 4 exons. Lineage: Eukaryota; Metazoa; Arthropoda; Arachnida; Scorpiones; Buthidae. The record is from RefSeq and is a predicted model, not a curated record. Gene Ontology annotation, molecular function: zinc ion binding.